Messenger RNA from Panicum virgatum (switchgrass), 1074 nucleotides. Its product is annotated as ethylene-responsive transcription factor ERF110-like. Gene Ontology annotation, biological process: regulation of DNA-templated transcription; ethylene-activated signaling pathway. Lineage: Eukaryota; Viridiplantae; Streptophyta; Magnoliopsida; Poales; Poaceae. Gene Ontology annotation, molecular function: DNA-binding transcription factor activity; DNA binding. Bases 172 to 813 code for a protein of 213 amino acids. The record is from RefSeq and is a predicted model, not a curated record. The transcript has a single exon.
ACCCCCGCGCGCGCAAGUGUGCGUGCCUAGCUUGCUCAUCGAUCAGCGUUGUCAGUGCUCGUCGUGUCUCAUCCAUCUACCGUGUCCGCGCGCGCAGGAGGAGGGGGAGGAGAGCAGGGCGGCGGCGGGCACCACCACGACGUGCGGCGCGCGGCGUCGGCGGCGGCGGCCAUGGAGGAGCACUCGCCCACGGCCGCGGCGGCGGGCGGAGGCGGAGGCGGCGAGCGGCGGUACCGCGGCGUGCGGCAGCGGCCGUGGGGCAAGUGGGCGGCGGAGAUCCGCGACCCGCACAGGGCGGCCCGCGUGUGGCUCGGCACGUUCGAGACCGCCGAGGCCGCGGCGCGCGCCUACGACGAGGCCGCGCUCCGCUUCCGCGGCAGCCGCGCCAAGCUCAACUUCCCCGAGGACGCGCGCCUCACCGCCCCGUCGUCCGCCGCCGCGGCGGCCGCAGCAGCUCCGCCCGCCUCCGCGGCGGCGGCCUCGGCCGCCGGCGCGUACCCGGACGCCAGCGCCGUCUCGGAGUACCUGCAGUACCAGAUGCUGAUGCAGGGAGCCGGCGGCCAUGGCGGUGGCUUUCCUCAUCAGUACUACGGCGGCGCCGGCGCCGUGAGCAGUUCCUCGGGCUCCUACUCCUUUCCCGCCUCCUCUGUCACCGUGGCUUCUGUGCCGCCGUCCUCUGCUCCAGGCUACGGCGAGGCGGCGCAGUGGACCGCCGGCACCAGCUGGCCGGACAGUGCGUGGAGCUAUCCGGCGACUACAGGUUCUUGGUCCGGUUCCGGCAACUAUCCACCGUCAACUCGUCCUCCUCAAUAGCCCCAGCUCCCUAUUCCAUAAUACCCACGUCUUCCUUUUUUUCCCUCUCCGAAAGAACAAAGCUUGUUUGAUUGAGAAGAUAGAUGCUUUUUUUUUUGUUCAAGGUGCUUGCAUCCGUGCAAGAUCCAGAAGAAGGUUGCGAUGUCGUGUUUCUUCUUUGCUUGGUGGUGUUGAUCCUUUAUUAGUCAUGUGGUGAUGAAUUUCGGCUGCAACUUAACGGAAAAGCACGUGAUAAAUAACACUGCACUUAAAAGUUCUUUA